Messenger RNA from Clarias gariepinus (North African catfish), 1581 nucleotides. Its product is annotated as histone H1-like. Gene Ontology annotation, molecular function: structural constituent of chromatin; DNA binding. Gene Ontology annotation, biological process: nucleosome assembly. Bases 89 to 703 code for a protein of 204 amino acids. Lineage: Eukaryota; Metazoa; Chordata; Actinopteri; Siluriformes; Clariidae. Gene Ontology annotation, cellular component: nucleosome. The transcript has a single exon. The record is from RefSeq and is a predicted model, not a curated record.
CGACGUAAACAUCGUCACUUCGUGCGUAUUUUUUUUUAUUCAAGACGCCGUAAACGUUCUCAUCAAACUUUUUUAACGCGCCCGAACGAUGGCAGAGACCGCGCCCGCUCCUGCAGUCCCCACUGCCAAAGCGCCCAAAAAGAAAUCCUCAGCAAAGGCGAGAAAGUCCGGCCCGAGUGUUUCAGAUCUCAUCGUAAAAGCCGUGGCUGCGUCUCACGAGCGCAAAGGGAUGUCCCUGGCCGCGCUGAAGAAGGCGCUCGCGGGCGGCGGAUACGACGUCGAGAAGAACAAUUCGCGCGUCAAGCUUGCGCUCAAAUCGCUCGUUAAGAAAGGCUCGCUCGUGCAGACCAAGGGCACCGGAGCGUCCGGUUCGUUCAAGGUAACCAAAGGCGGUGCGGUGACGAAGCCAGCCAAGAAGCCUGCAGUCAAAGCCAAGAAGCCUGCUCCGAAAAAAACGGCGAUUAAAGCGGCCAAGCCUAAAAAAUCACCGGCCAAAAAGCCGGCUGCUAAAAAGGCGCCUAAGAAAGUGAAGAAAACGGCAGCAGCCGCGGCCAAAAAGGCUGUUAAGAGCCCGAAAAAGGCGAAGAAACCCGCGGCGAAGAAAGUGAGCAAGAGCCCGAGUAAGAAGGUGAAAGCAGCGAAGCCUAAAGCAGCCAAACCCAAAGUGUCCAAGGCGAAGAAGACAUCUGCCAAGAAGAAGUAAGAGACCCCACCAUGCUCUCAACUCCUAAACGACAACACCUUUUAAAGAGACACAGGGUUUUGUCAAAAUGGUAAAAUUUGGACUGAGCAUGCGCAGAACUACAAGAGGAGGAUGUGUUUUAGAGACUUGUAAAGAAACACCAGCGAGAUUUCAAACAGCGGCACACUUAACUAUAGCCAUGUUUCCAUCUGAGCUUUCCACACCUUCACAAAAAAACAGGGUUUGUGGAGAUCUUUGUUUAUAUAAUGUUUUUUGUUUGGUAAAAUACUUUUUUUAUUGCUUACAUGUGUUUAUCAGUGACAUCCUUAUCAGUAGGUAGAAAAGUGGUUUUGUUUUAUUUAUAAUUAUUUUUUAUCGCAUAAAUUGUGAUGGAAUAUUUGAAUGGAAAUGUUGCUAUUGAUUGAGUGGAAUCUGAGAACACGACACACUCUCACUACCUCUUUGCACACCAUGCACUAAUCUGAUUAAGGCAUUCUGCAGCACUUCAGUCCCUUUCCGAGCCGCUUAGACUACAGACCUGGGGAAAACAAACUGUGUAAGACAAACAAAAAUCUCUACACUAAAUCUCUAGUUGUAAAUACAAUUUGAUAUGUUUUAAUUCCAUUUUAAAUCUAAUCUCUUAAAAAGUCUGUCCACAUAGUCUCAUGUUUCUCUUGGCAAAUAUAUCCUGAUUGAAGUUUUUUGUACAUAAUAAAAUUUGUUAAUUUAUUAUUUUGUGUGUGUGAGAGAGAGUGACAAUAAUUGCUUUUCUGUAGUUGUGGUAUAACAUCUCUCUGUUUCUCUUUGUCACCCAAACCUUUAAGCAUUUAUGUAAAAAAACAAAAAAUAAACACAGAUUUAAUACAAAAACUUGCAAUAAACCCUAAGUAAAACCCAAA